Salvia miltiorrhiza (redroot sage) is the source of this 1734-nucleotide messenger RNA. RefSeq names its product protein ANTAGONIST OF LIKE HETEROCHROMATIN PROTEIN 1-like. Lineage: Eukaryota; Viridiplantae; Streptophyta; Magnoliopsida; Lamiales; Lamiaceae. The coding region runs from base 408 to 1619 and encodes 403 amino acids. The transcript has 5 exons. The record is from RefSeq and is a predicted model, not a curated record.
CUCUCUUAGGCUUGAUAGGCUAAUAGUGUGGCGUCUUCCGUGAGUUUGGUUUCUUGGGCUAACUCCAUUUCCGGCCCGUAGCAGCCCGCAGGCCCGCCGCUGAAUUCUGGUUUUACCUCGUUAGUGUAACUAGCCACGAGCGCCAGAUAGCAUUUCUGGAGGAAUAGAGCGCCAGAUAGAAUUUCGUUUUUGCCCUCUCCUUUGCUUGACCUAAUAAUAGCUCUAUUGAUUCUCACACGUCAUUUUCUUGCCCUAGUUCAGCGGCUGAGCUCCUCUGACAUUCGUAUUGCAAUUUUGUCUUUGUUCGUUCGUUGAAGGCCUAUCGCGAUUUUGAGUUCUUUGAAGAACUUCUGCCACUAAUUUGCUGAAUUCAGAGUGGGCUGCCUGCUAUUAGAUUCAAGCCAAAAAUGACAAACCUUCUCAGUAGAAAACAAUUGUUGUUAUGGCUCAUUGAAGAAGAAAUGCGCCAGUUCAUAUUUCGAAUUGCUUUAGUGAUUGAUGUUAUCUUUCGUAUGAGGUCUAAAAAAAGAAAACGUAGCCAUCAAAUUGAAUCAUACAACAUCUUGCAAAGGAUCCCUGAUCAAGUAAAACAUCUAAAUAUGAUGACUAUGGUUAGCGAUAUAGAUUGUGUGUUGAAUCUGCGGAUGGAUAGAAAUGCGUUUGGGAGAUUGUGUAAUCUGAUGAGACAACUAGGUUCAUUAAAAGAUGGUAAAUUUGUGACCGUUGAGGAACAGUUGGCCAUGUUUUUAUCCGUAUUAGCCCAUCACAAGAAAAAUCGUGUCGUGCGCUUUGAUUUUUGGAGAUCGGGCCAAACAAUAUCGCGCUAUAUUCACACUGUUUUGAAAGCCAUCUUGAAGCUACAUGUUCUACUCCUAGUGAAGCCUGAUCCGGUAUCUGGUGACAACAAUGAUCCACGAUGGAAGUGGUUUAAGGGCUGUCUUGGUGCGCUAGAUGGCACUUACAUAAACGUGAAAGUGCCGAAUUGUGACAAGGCACGAUAUAGGACACGUAAAGGACAGAUUUCAACAAACACGCUAGGUGUUUGUGACCAGAACAUGAGGUUUGUAUACGCAUUACCAGGAUGGGAAGGUUCAGCAGCCGACUCUAGGAUAUUGCGUGACGCUCUCAAUCGACCCUACGGUCUUAGGGUACCAAAGGGGAACUACUACCUAGUGGACAACGGCUAUGCUAAUAGCGAGGGAUUCCUAGCUCCAUACAAAGGUGUUCGCUAUCAUUUGAAAGAGUGGGGACCUAGUUCAGCGAGACCACAAAAUGCAGAGGAACUCUUUAACCUAAGACACACAAAAGCGCGCAAUGUUAUUGAACGUGCUUUUGGGAUAAUGAAGAUGAGAUGGGGAAUUUUGCGGAGUACAACAUACUACCCUAUUCAGGUCCAAACUAGGUUGAUAAUGGCCUGCUUUCUACUUCAUAAUUUCAUCCGAAAUGAGAUGGCCUUCGACCCAAUUGAGCAGCAAUAUGAUACCGCUAUCAAUGAAAACGAUGAUGUAGAAAUAGAUCACUCGCACUACAUUGACUCGGUAGAGGCAUCGCAAGCGUGGAACGCGGAGAGGGAUUCCUUGGCAAAUGCUAUGUGGCAGCAGUAUUUGAGAGGAAAUUAGUUGAUAAGUUUGAAUAGUUUAUGUAGUUCUGAAAAAUUGUGAUAGUAGUGUCAAAUUGAAAGUCUAUCCUAUGGAUUAAAUGCUUGAUUUCAAAGCUUGUGUUUGGGCUCUUUCG